UCAUCUUUUUUUUUUCCUCUUCUUCAUCUGUCUCCCGACACAGAGAAACUAAACCUAUUCCGAAUACCUUUUUUUUUCUUUUUUUUUUGUUGUUGUCAAAUGGGAAAUGGAGUUGCAAGUUUGAGCGGCUGUUGCGCGGGAACAACUGCCGGAGAAAUUUCCCGGCGAUACGACGCCGCUUUGGUACACGACAAUCUCGGGCACUCCUUCUGCUACAUCCGACCCGAUCUCACCGGGUCGCCCCAUCGACCCGACCCGGUCACCAAUUUCCGUGCGAUCUCCGGCGCGUCGGUGAGCGCGAACCCAUCGACGGCUCUGUCCACGUCAUCAUUCUCUUCCGCCGCGGCGGACCUUUCGUCUCCGUACAGCUCCUCCGCGUUCGAGAGCUCCGGAUGCUUCGCGUCUCUCCCGCUUCAGCCGCUUCCGCGCGGCCCCACGUGGCAGUCCGGUCCGAUCAACCCAUCCGGGUCGGGUCAGAUCGAGCGGCGAUUCUUGUCGGGUCCGAUAGAGAGCGGAUUGUUUUCGGGUCCGACCGAGAAGAAGAAGAAGGAGAAACCGAAGAAGAUCAGAAGCAGCGGGAAGAACAAGAAAUUCUCUUCGAAACCAAAAUCGAAGAAGAAAUCCGUCACAUUCAAGAGCAUUGUCAUGAACUUGAUGUCCAGCAAGAUCUCUCGAUCGAAGAAAAGCGUAAUCGAGCCGAUCAGCGGUUCUGAUUCCGUUAACGAAUCGGAAUCCGACCAAAAACCCGACAAUCAACCACAGUCAAACCAUUCGAUCACUAGCUUGAGCAGCCAUGAAAGCCCAAGCUCUGACGAAGAAGAAAGCACUGCAUCCGCUUUGCAGGAUCAAACCCUUCAAUGGGCGCAAGGGAAAGCAGGGGAAGAUCGAGUACACGUAGUCGUUUCGGAGGAAAACGGUUGGUUUUUCGUCGGAAUAUACGAUGGAUUCAACGGCCCAGAUGCGCCGGAUUAUCUUCUCAGAAAUCUCUACACGGCCGUACACAAGGAGCUCAAAGGUUUGCUCUGUAACGCCUCCUCUGACGAAUCAUUAGACUCCAUUGACGAAACCUUCAGAUCUUCCGGACCAAACAGUGAGAACUGUCUGGUCACGAACGGGGACACCAUUCCUUGCGAUGCAAGAAGUCGAGGGAGGAGUAUGAAGUGGCGGUGCGAGUGGGAACAUAACUCGGGCAAUGACAGUGAUGAAAGUAGCAGCAAUACUAGUGAUCAGAAGGGAUCUGAAUCGGUGAUAAAUCAGAAGGAAGUUCUUCGAGCUCUUCUGCAGGCUCUGAGGAAAACCGAGAAAGUGUACUUAGAGAUAGCUGAUCAGAUGGUGAAGGAAAAUCCCGAAUUGGCGUUGAUGGGUUCGUGUGUUCUGGUGACGCUGAUGAAAGGAGAAGAUGUAUACGUGAUGAAUGUCGGAGACAGCCGAGCAGUUCUAGCUCAGAUGCCUGAUUUCAGAGCCGGGUUUGAGAGAAAGAGACGAGAACUGGAGAGAAUCAAGGAAGAUAGUUUACUUGGUGAGCAAGAAACCGACAGAGGAGGCGAAGAAACAUUCUUCAGCCGAUUUCCCAGUCUAGUUCCAGUCCAGCUCACCAUGGAGCACAGCACGAGAGUUGCAGAGGAAGUGAGAAGAAUCAAGAAAGAGCAUCCCGACGACCCGUCGGCAAUCGAAAACGACCGAGUCAAGGGUUAUCUGAAGGUCACUCGCGCUUUCGGCGCUGGAUUUCUCAAACAGACAAGAUGGAACGAUGCGCUUCUGGAGAUGUUCAGAAUAGAUUAUGUCGGAACGGAUCCGUACAUCACGUGCUCGCCGUCGCUGUGUCACCACAGACUAGCGUCACGUGACAAGUUCUUGAUACUUUCAUCGGACGGAUUAUACGAAUAUUUGUCAAACGAAGAAGUCGUAUUCGCGGUUGAAUCGUUCAUCUCUGCGUUUCCAGAAGGCGAUCCCGCUCAACACCUCAUCGAAGAAGUUCUCCUCCGGGCCGCCAGGAAGUUCGGCAUGGAUUUUCACGAACUGUUGGAGAUUCCACAAGGAGAUCGGCGGAGAUACCACGACGACGUGUCUGUGAUAGUGAUCUCUCUCGAAGGAAGAAUCUGGCGAUCUUCCAUGUGAAUAUACGAAUCAUUGGAAAUUACUUUUUUUUUUUUUUGUUAAUGGUGUUUUUGAUUAUUUCCCACCACAUUUUUUCAUCUCUUGUAUUUUACCAUAUAGUGAAAAAUUAUAUCACAUGGUCCAAA
Messenger RNA from Tarenaya hassleriana, 2243 nucleotides. RefSeq names its product probable protein phosphatase 2C 66. Bases 100 to 2118 code for a protein of 672 amino acids. NCBI's taxonomy places the organism in Eukaryota, Viridiplantae, Streptophyta, Magnoliopsida, Brassicales, Cleomaceae. Gene Ontology annotation, biological process: protein dephosphorylation. The transcript has 4 exons. Gene Ontology annotation, molecular function: protein serine/threonine phosphatase activity. The record is from RefSeq and is a predicted model, not a curated record.